This is a messenger RNA of Aureobasidium namibiae CBS 147.97, 1077 nucleotides long. RefSeq names its product glycoside hydrolase. The annotation marks the transcript as partial. The record is from RefSeq and is a predicted model, not a curated record. Lineage: Eukaryota; Fungi; Ascomycota; Dothideomycetes; Dothideales; Saccotheciaceae. Gene Ontology annotation, molecular function: hydrolase activity, hydrolyzing O-glycosyl compounds. Gene Ontology annotation, biological process: cellulose catabolic process. The transcript is spliced from 5 exons.
GCUGGGAACAUUUUCGCUGGUAGACAGAUCUACGCGAACCCCUACUACGCCUCUGAGAUUGCUGCUGCCAUUCCAGCUCUUCCAAGCAGUCUCAGAGCUAAGGCUAGUGCAGUUGCAAAGAUUGGAACCUUUGUCUGGCUUGACACCGCCGCUAAGGUACCUACUAUGGACACCUAUCUCGCGGACAUCGAGAAGCAGAAUGCUGCUGGUGCAAGUCCCGAGAUCAUUGGAGCAUUUGUGGUUUAUGACCUGCCCAACCGUGAUUGUGCCGCCCUUGCUUCCAACGGAGAGUUGACCGUCGCCAAGGAUGGUCUCACCAAGUACAAGGCAUACAUCGACUCGAUCGCUGCUAUCCUCAAGAAGCACUCCUCGACUAAGGUCGCUCUUGUUAUCGAACCCGACAGUCUUGGCAACUUGGUCACCAACUCGAACGUCGCCAAAUGCCAGGAAGCCCACGAUGCCUACAUCAGUGGUGUCGAAUACGCAAUCAAGACUCUCAACUUCAACAACGUCGCCAUGUACCUAGACGGAGGCCACGGAGGAUGGUUAGGCUGGCCAGCUAACAUCGGCCCUGCUGCUGACCUCUUUGCAAGCAUCUAUACAGCCGCAGGAAAGCCCAAGGCUGUUCGUGGAAUUGCCACGGACGUCUCCAACUACAACGCCUUCCACCUCGACGCAGCUCCCUCGUACACAGAGAGCAACCCUAACUUCGACGAACAGCGUUACGUCAAUGCUCUUGCUCCUCUCCUGACAGCCCAAGGCUUCCCAGCACAUUUCAUCAUUGACCAAGGCCGCUCAGGUGUUCAGCCUACAUCUCAAUUGGCCCUUGCAGACUGGUGCAACGUAAUCAACACUGGUUUCGGUACCCGUCCGACCACAAACACUGGCGAUGCGCUGGUCGAUGCAAUUGUAUGGGUCAAGCCCGGCGGCGAAUCUGACGGAACCUCGGACUCUACUUCUCCUAGAUAUGAUUCCCAUUGUGGCUACGCUGAUGCUCUCAAGCCUGCUCCUGAAGCGGGCACUUGGUUCCAGGCUUAUUUCGAGCAGUUGCUCAAGAACGCUAACCCUGCGUUGUGA